Molecule: messenger RNA, 1617 nt
Organism: Schistosoma haematobium
Lineage: Eukaryota; Metazoa; Platyhelminthes; Trematoda; Strigeidida; Schistosomatidae
Exons: 3
Coding region: 1127-1480 (117 amino acids)
Source: RefSeq, a predicted model, not a curated record
AAUCAACAGUAUAUCACUGUGUCACAUCACACACUCAUUUUGGUAGACCUGAUUCAUAUAUUUUGGUAAUUACUGCUUUGUUGUUCCCUGCUUUGUGUUUUCGUUUUAAUUUCUCUAGUUGUAGAUAAUCAUCAUCAAUUCGAUCUGGCACACGAAAUGAUCUUAAUUACUCCGUUAAUAAAUCAACAGGCUGUCCAUUUAAGAAAUAUUAAAAAUUCCCGGCUGAUGCAUUGGAUCACUGUAAUAUAUGUACUACUUAAACAAUUACUGAACUAGUAUACUUAAGACUUUCUUCUAUCACAUGUUUGUUCUGUACAUCUAAUAUUACUAUUUAUAUCAAAUUGAUCAUGCCUGUAAACUGGCGUGAAUACUGUAAUUAUUAUUUUCAGAAUAUAAAUAAAUUAAAUUAUUAUAAUAAUCAUAAAUCUCUUUGUAAUGUAAACAUACAUUUGACACAAUCUGUUCACACUUCGAUCUGUGAAAUUUUCAUAAAUUAAGACAGUUUUCUAAUAAGUCAUAAUCAAACAUGUGAUUUUACUGUUUAGACCAAUUUUCGAGUAGAUAAUUUGCAGUAUUCAUGUUUUCAGUAUAUAUAUAUAUAUAUAUAUCCGAAAUCAAUUAAUGAGAGGCAAAAUAAACCAACCACAUGAAGUAGGCCUUUCCGACAUAACAAUUAGAAACGGUUAGUCAUAACAAAUUCACAAUGAGAUAUAACAAUUAACGAUGGGAAUUUUGGAAUAAGAAAACUAUAAAAAUCACUUGCAGAGUUAUUUUACAAGUUUCAGUUUCCAUUUAUAACCUAGUCGAUGAUUCAUUAGUUUCCAAUGUAGUCCUUCAUAAAUUCGAGAGGAAUAAUUCAUACCAAUUAAAUUCUGGAGAUAUCAUAACAAAUGUUGCUUGUUCUCACAGUACAUUCGUAUCUUGUGAAAACCUUAGUCAGUAUGAAGCAUAAAUUUUUAAUGGGUUCAGAUCUAAUUAUAAUUCUGAUGGAACUAUAUUAAAUGUUAUUUGUCCUCACAUUCCAUUUACCUGUAUUCAGUCUGAGAAAAAUGUUUGAAAGGAGUCACAAUCUGAUCACAGGUCAGAUGUCAUUGUAGCAGAUUUUGGGUGCUCUCAUACCUCAUAUAUGUUACAUAUAAUCCCUCCUCAAUCCUAUGAUAAAUUAACUGAUAUAACAAGUGUUAGCGAAGCAGUCACGAAGCCAAAAUACCCAAAAGUGACAAAAGGAACAUUCAACCUCUGUGUAUACCCACACGCCCCAUUAUGUACAUAUAAUGAAGGUGCUAGUAGUGAUAAAACUGUUGAGGUCAAUAAAGUCACAUUAUUUGUAACGUCACUAUAUGAAGAUCCAACAAUGUUUCGUGGAGGAGAGGAAAUCGUAUGCGCAUUGAACAAAACAACUGAGCACAGAAGGUUAAAUAGAUUUUCUACGAAUGAAACUAAAAACAAACCAACUGGAGGCUUGAAAUCGACCACGUGACCGUCCGAGAUCCCAGAGAUAUGCUGAAAAUGUAUCAGAAUUUGAUAUAUUACAUGAUUAUCUCAUAUCUAUGUGUUAUAUGUUCAGAAAACCUAACAGUUACUUUUGUUGGACACAUAAAAAAUGGGGAGUGCUAU